GGAGAAGGCAGUGGAUGCUGGUCGUCUACCAUUGGGAGCUCAGACUGGGAGGCAAGACUUGAAACCAAAGAGUCAACUCCAGAGUCCAUCAUUACUGAAGAUUUAUCCUAUUGGGUAAUAAUGGAAAAGGAAGGUGUGUAGAGGUUUCUGCCUGAAGAGUCCUGCUCUGCUCGUUCCUAAAAGAGCUCAGUAGAGAAGAAGCAAUGGCUGUCAGGCACCUGCCACACAUGGCCCCGGAAUCAGUGACCUUCAAGGAUGUGGCUGUGCGCUUCACCCAGGAUGAGUGGGCACAGCUGAGCCCUGCUCAGAGGGCCUUGUACAGGGAUGUGAUGCUGGAGAACUACAGCCACCUGGUCUCACUGGGGCUCUUUGGACCCAAACCAGAUCUGUUUGCCCAGCUUGGAAAAGGGGAAGAUUGGACAGCAGGAGACGCCUCCCGAGGCUUCUGUCUGGACUGGAUCACUAUUCCUGUGAAUAAGAAAUCUACUUUCAAGGCAGAUAUUCCUGAAGAAGAAUUGGAUUAUUGGAUGAUAAAGGAAAGAUUCACUAGCAAUAGUCAUUGGAAAUAUGAUAGCCUAUUGGAAUGGCAGCAUGGAGUCCAGGAGAUAAAGUUGCAGAAAAUGGUACUUACUCCCCAGAAAAUCUCAUCUAUGGGUAGUGACCAGGAAUGUGAUGGAUCUGGGAAGCACUGCAUUAUGAAUUCAUCUCUUGUUCAAAGUGAGGGAUUUCAAUCUAGCAAAAAAGCCUUUGAGUGUAGUGACUGUGGGAAAAUUUUCACUAAGAGUUCAACGCUUAAUAAACAUCAGAAAAUUCAUACUGAAAAACUUAACUCAAAACCAAAAACUCUCAUUAAAGAGAAACGGUAUAAAUGUAGAGAAUGUGGGAAAGCCUUUCACCAGAGUACACACCUUAUCCAUCACCAAAGAAUUCACACUGGUGAGAAACCGUAUGAAUGUAAGGAAUGUGGCAAGGCCUUCUCAGUGAGCUCCUCACUUACUUAUCAUCAGAAAAUUCACACUGGAGAGAAACCUUUUGAAUGCAACUUAUGUGGAAAAGCUUUUAUCCGAAACAUACACCUAGCCCACCAUCAUAGAAUACAUACAGGAGAGAAACCUUUUAAAUGUAAUAUAUGUGACAAAGCCUUUGUGUGCAGGGCACAUCUUACCAAACAUCAGAAUAUUCAUAGUGGAGAGAAACCCUAUAAAUGCAAUGAAUGUGGGAAAGCCUUUAACCAGAGUACAAGUUUUCUUCAGCAUCAGAGAAUUCACACUGGAGAGAAGCCCUUUGAAUGUAAUGAAUGUGGAAAGGCCUUCAGGGUGAACUCUUCCCUUACUGAACAUCAGAGAAUUCAUACUGGAGAGAAACCUUAUAAGUGUAACGAAUGUGGGAAAGCUUUCAGAGAUAAUUCAUCCUUUGCUCGACAUCGGAAAAUUCAUACUGGAGAAAAACCUUACAGAUGUGGUUUGUGUGAGAAAGCCUUUAGGGACCAAUCUGCCCUUGCUCAACAUCAGAGAAUUCAUACUGGGGAAAAACCAUAUACAUGUAAUAUAUGUGAGAAAGCCUUCAGUGACCAUUCAGCUCUUACUCAACAUAAGAGAAUUCAUACUAGGGAAAAACCUUACAAAUGUAAAAUCUGUGGGAAAGCCUUUAUCCGAAGUACACACCUUACUCAACAUCAGAGGAUUCACACAGGAGAGAAACCCUAUAAAUGUAAUAAAUGUGGGAAAGCGUUCAACCAGACUGCAAACCUCAUUCAGCAUCAGAAACAUCAUUUUGGAGAAAAGUGAUAUGAUUGCAGUUUAUAAGGAAGGGCUUUGAGCCUGAGUAUAUGAAUAAUUGAAUUUAAGAGAAUCCAUUCCAG
This is a messenger RNA of Pipistrellus kuhlii (Kuhl's pipistrelle), 1861 nucleotides long. It is a transcript of the gene ZNF454, whose product is annotated as zinc finger protein 454. Bases 204 to 1787 code for a protein of 527 amino acids. NCBI's taxonomy places the organism in Eukaryota, Metazoa, Chordata, Mammalia, Chiroptera, Vespertilionidae. The record is from RefSeq and is a predicted model, not a curated record. The transcript is spliced from 6 exons. Gene Ontology annotation, molecular function: RNA polymerase II cis-regulatory region sequence-specific DNA binding; DNA-binding transcription factor activity, RNA polymerase II-specific. Gene Ontology annotation, biological process: regulation of transcription by RNA polymerase II.